This is a messenger RNA of Corticium candelabrum, 1251 nucleotides long. RefSeq lists its product as uncharacterized. The transcript has 2 exons. The coding region runs from base 1 to 1047 and encodes 348 amino acids. NCBI's taxonomy places the organism in Eukaryota, Metazoa, Porifera, Homoscleromorpha, Homosclerophorida, Plakinidae. The record is from RefSeq and is a predicted model, not a curated record.
AUGCGGUAUGAGGAAGACGGCAGCGGCGACGGGCACAACCGUCGUUCCAGCAGACAAGCGGUCUACUACAGAAGGAAGUGUUCCUGGAAAUGUGACUGUGAAGCAAUGCCUACACUCUGCUUUUACAUCAUUGUGGCUAUAGUUCUCGGCUUGAUUUUCAUUACUAUUUUUGCUACGGUCAUCCGAUUCCUUUGGUAUGCUCCAGUAGGAGACACGAGUACUUACCAAGAUCAAAUUCCUGUUGACCCAUCAUCGAUAUCAACCAUCUUCUGUGACAGUGUUCAAGUCGAAAACGAAGACAAUUAUGGUAACAUGUACCUCCACGUCUUUCCACACACUCCACCUCUCACUCUUUGGCAAACAUUCAAUGUGACUGAAGACUUGACAAUCGAUCCAAACGCUUUAAGUUACAAUUAUUUCUACAUGAGUCAGCAAUCCCAAGUCAAUGUUGAGCUAUGUGCUCAGCCAAGUAUAUUGUUGUAUGUGUUCUGGGGUGACAUCAAUUUCGAGUCGUGGAGGCAUGGCGAUGAUUAUGACGUCGUUUUCCACAACCGUUAUUCUGGUCCAUGUUUGAAUGGCACAAAUGGUUUCGCUUCUAUUGAUGUCGGAUCCAACGAUGACUAUUAUGUUUUUGCGAUCAAAAACGACAACUUGGUAAAUAAGACAGACAUCAACAUGACACUGGCUUUCAAUCGUACCAUGUACAACAUCUCGGCCAUGUCUGGACAAGCAUGUCAUGUCAAUCCAACUUGCUCUCUUCCUCUUAACUUUGCAUCAAGUCAGUUUCCUUUGAUAGUUACAAACGGUACUGUUUAUUCAGCUAACCAGUUCAACAGUACUUCGACAUGUAGCCCUCGUAACUGGUUCUAUGGUGUAGCGUUUGUUCUUCCGGCUGGACUUUUACUUGCGAUAACUAUCGUCAUCUGUAUCAAGCGUUGUAGGCAAAACCCUACUGAAGACUCAGCACGACUGCUGCCUAAAUCCAAUUCCAAAAAGGAUGUACUAGAUGAUUCACAUCCAAACGUCCAAGAAACCACUGAGAUGUGAAGAAAACUCACAAAUUUAUCCUAAUAUUCCGGAUAGCUUAUCGGACUUGUUCAACUUGUCAUUGAGAGUAGCAAUGUAUUUGUUGAUAUAUCUGUUUCCAGAAUAGUCACGUGUCUGUUUGAUGGGAUUGGUAUGAAAUAUACGUGUACUAUAUUAUGUGUGUGCUUUACAAGUAAAAUUUGUAAAUUGUAACGCAAAAACAAA